Messenger RNA from Nematolebias whitei (Rio pearlfish), 1129 nucleotides. It is a transcript of the gene tnnt2a, whose product is annotated as troponin T type 2a (cardiac). Gene Ontology annotation, molecular function: troponin C binding; troponin I binding; tropomyosin binding. Gene Ontology annotation, biological process: sarcomere organization; regulation of muscle contraction; cardiac muscle contraction. Gene Ontology annotation, cellular component: troponin complex. The record is from RefSeq and is a predicted model, not a curated record. NCBI's taxonomy places the organism in Eukaryota, Metazoa, Chordata, Actinopteri, Cyprinodontiformes, Rivulidae.
GACCUUACUUUGUUGCCAGAGAAGGUAACUGCACAUCGAGUCAGCCUUCUUUCUUCUUUGCUCCAUUGACUCCUCAGAUUUCCUGCCGCUCACCUGGACGUGCACGACCAUGUCGGACAACGAGGAAGUGGUGGAGGAGUACGAGGAGAGAGCAAGAAGGGAACGAGGAAGACGAAAAGGCUGAGGAAGAGGCUGAACAGGAGGAAGACAAAUCUGCUGCAGAGGAGUCUGAUGAAGAACAAGGUGGAGAAGAAGAGGGAGAGGAGGGAGAAGAGGAGGCAAAACCAAAAUUCAAGCCUUUUAUCAUGCCAAACCUUAUCCCUCCCAAGAUCCCAGAUGGAGAGAAGGUGGAUUUUGAUGACAUACAUCGUAAGAGGAUGGAGAAGGACCUGAUGGAGCUUCAGACACUGAUUGAAGUCCACUUUGAAAGCAGAAAGAAGGAAGAAGAAGACAUCAUUAGUCUCAAAGAAAGAAUUGAGAAACGCCGUUCAGAGCGAGCAGAACAGCACAGGAUCCGCAGUGAGCGUGACAAAGAGCGUCAGAAGCGUCUUGAGGAUGAGAGAGCUCGUAAGGAGGAGGAGGAGGCUAAGAGGAGGGCAGAGGAGGAUGCAAAGAAGAAAAAAACCCUGACCAGCCUCCAUUUUGGUGGCUACAUGCAGAAGUUGAACGAGAAACGGAGUGGAAAGAGGCAGACAGAGAGAGAGAAAAAGAAGAAGAUCCUGAGUGAAAGACGCAAAUCUCUUGACAUUGUAAACUCUAGUCAGGAAAGACUGAAGGAGAAAGCUAAGGAGCUGUGGGAGUGGAUGUACCAGCUGGAGGCGGAGAAGUUUGAUCUGCAGUAUCAGUUUGCCAAGCAGAAAUACGAGAUUAAUGUGCUGAGAAACCGUGUGAGCGACCACCAGAAAACAUCCAAGAGGAGCAAGAGAGGCCUAAGGAAGUAGAAGAGCAAAGUGAGCAGCGUUAUCAUCCUCAAGAUCUAGCCUCAAACCAAGGCCUGGCUUUCAUGCCAGUGAUCCAACCUGUCUCCAACACCACCACCUCCUGGCAUUGAUUUCCUGUUUUUCCUGCCCCUUAUUCUUGACUUUAUUUUUUAUUUUUAUCUCUGUUACAUUUUAGUGGAGUAAGUAUA